This is a messenger RNA of Diaporthe amygdali, 2250 nucleotides long. Its product is annotated as rho GTPase activator. Gene Ontology annotation, biological process: signal transduction; regulation of GTPase activity. The record is from RefSeq and is a predicted model, not a curated record. Gene Ontology annotation, cellular component: cytoplasm. The coding region runs from base 1 to 2250 and encodes 749 amino acids. The transcript has 7 exons. Lineage: Eukaryota; Fungi; Ascomycota; Sordariomycetes; Diaporthales; Diaporthaceae.
AUGGCCGACGCCAAUGCUUCCUCCGACUUCCUCCCACACAUUCCUCGUGAACGAGCCGACAGCAACAUGUCUUUAGGCGGCGGCUACACACUCUCCGAGAAUGGCGAAAACCAUUCCAACGGCGCCGGCUCCCAGCCAGGUCCUCCAGCACCUGCGACCACUGCGGCCCCCGCGACCGCACCGUCAGGGGAUGAGAAGCAGAUCGGUGUUGCCACCAUGCUGAACAGAUUGAAGCAAAGCGUCGCAUCGGCAAAGGAAUUCGCCAAUUUUCUUAAAAAGAGAGCCGCAAUCGAGGAGGACAACGCAAACGGGCUUAAGAGACUGGCCAGGCAGACUUCCGACAACAUGCGCCGGUCCGAUCACCUGGGAGGCAGCUUUGCCAAGGCCUUCGAUGGCAUGAUGGGCACACACAGCAGAAUCGCGGAGAACGGCAUGCAGUACGCCAUGUCGCUGCUUCAAAUGGCCGAGGACUUGAACGAGCUCGCGGCUAUCGCAGAGAAACAAAGAAAGGGCUGGAAGCAAGAUGGACUGGCAGCCGAGCACCGCGCCGCCGACGUCGAGGCACAGAUGCGAAAGUCGCAGGCAAAGUACCACUCGCUGGCGGAAGAGUAUGACAGGGUCAAGACCGGAGACGGGCAAAAGGGAGGCAAGAUGUUCGGAUUUAAGGGCCCCAAGUCUGCAGCGCAGCACGAGGAGGAACUUCUGCGCAAGGUUCAGGCGGCCGACCAGGACUACAAGACCAAGGUCCAGGCCUACCAACAGGAGCGCGGCCAGCUGAUUUCGACGACACGGCCGGAGGCAAUCAAAGCCUUGCAGGACAUCGUUAGGGAAUGCGACUCGGGCCUUGUCUUGCAGAUGCAGAAGUUUGCAUCCUUCAACGAAAAGCUCUUGCUGAGCAACGGUUUGAGCGUUAGCCCUCUGAAAAAUGGAAAGUCCUCACGGCCGGAUUCCAUGAGCCUGAGGGAGAUUGUUCAGAGUGUCGACACCCAACGAGAUUUGAGCGAGUAUCUGUGUGCAAACCACAGCAAGGUCCCACCAAGCAAAGGAGAACCUAAGUAUGAGCGCCAUCCUGUCCUCGGAGGCCCAUCUGGCGGUCCCACAAUGACAGGUGCACACCCGCCACCAUACCAGACGUCAAGAUCUCAGCCUCCGGGCCAGGGAGCAGGACAGCCCAGCGGGCAUUCGCGCCAGGAUUCUUUCCAGCCCACAUCACCUGUCAAACAACCAACACAAGAUCAACAACAGCCGCUGCCCAGCCAGGACACAGAUUGGUCACGAGCCGCGAUGCCACCGAUACCAGCGCAAGGGACAACGUCUUCCAACCAGCAUGAGCGCAGCUUUAGUUCGGCAAGCAUGCUGAAUCAAACAGGACCGACGGCUUCUCAGCCACAAUACAGCAACCGUAACUCAUUUGGCCCUGGCAUGCUCCUUUCAGGCAGCGCGAACUCGAGAUACAACGAAAAGCCGGGAAUGUCAACCCAGGGGCCACCGCAACUUGGGGCACUACCGUUCCAGGAGCCGGCACCUUAUGCCAACCCACCACCGGCGUUCCCUGCAGACAACAUGCCUCCGCAACAGCACAACCAAGGCUCAAUGGGACCGGGACAGGCACGGGGCUCAUCACCGCCAAGAACGGUGGGCUCGCGGCCGGUUUUCGGUGUAUCCCUCCAGCGGCUUUACGAACGGGAUGGGCUGGCCGUUCCCAUGGUUGUCUACCAGUGUAUUCAGGCUGUUGAUUUGUUUGGUCUCACGGUCGAGGGUAUUUACCGUUUAUCUGGGUCUUUGCCACAGGUGAAUAAGAUGAAGAGCAUGUUUGACACUGAUACUACAUCACCACAACUCGACUUCAGGAACCCAGAGAAUUUCUUCCACGACGUAAACAGUGUAGCUGGGCUACUGAAACAAUUCUUCCGGGACCUACCCGACCCACUACUGACUAAGGAGCAUUACUCUGCAUUUAUUGAAGCAGCUAAGCACGAUGAUGAUAUCGUACGCCGCGACUCCCUCCACGCCAUCAUCAACUCUCUUCCAGAUCCCAACUACGCAACACUUCGGGCUAUCGCGCUGCAUCUCCACCGCGUAAUGGAGAACUCGGCCGCGAACAGGAUGACAUCUCAAAACUUAGCCAUCGUCUUCGGCCCUACGUUGAUGGGCGGUAGUGUCCACGGCGCCAUCAGUGACUCGGGCUUCCAAUCGAAAGUGGUAGACACGAUCCUUCAGAACACGUACCAGAUAUUCGAUGACGACUGA